Suncus etruscus (white-toothed pygmy shrew) is the source of this 2408-nucleotide messenger RNA. RefSeq names its product thioredoxin reductase 1 (gene TXNRD1). The transcript has 13 exons. Gene Ontology annotation, biological process: cell redox homeostasis; cellular response to oxidative stress; glutathione metabolic process. NCBI's taxonomy places the organism in Eukaryota, Metazoa, Chordata, Mammalia, Eulipotyphla, Soricidae. Gene Ontology annotation, cellular component: cytosol; mitochondrion. The coding region runs from base 31 to 1524 and encodes 497 amino acids. Gene Ontology annotation, molecular function: flavin adenine dinucleotide binding; glutathione-disulfide reductase (NADPH) activity; thioredoxin-disulfide reductase (NADPH) activity. The record is from RefSeq and is a predicted model, not a curated record.
UAUCAAGACGGCGUGCCUCAAAAGCUAACAAUGAACGGCUCGGAGAAUCUCCCCAAUUCCUAUGACUACGACCUCAUCAUCAUCGGUGGGGGCUCGGGUGGACUGGCAGCAGCCAAGGAGGCAGCCAAAUAUGACAAGAAAGUAAUGGUUUUGGAUUUUGUCACCCCAACUCCUCUUGGAACUAGAUGGGGUCUCGGCGGUACAUGUGUGAAUGUGGGCUGCAUCCCUAAAAAGCUGAUGCACCAAGCUGCUUUGCUGGGACAAGCCCUUCAAGACUCUCGAAACUAUGGCUGGAAUAUCCAUGAUGCAGUCAAACAUGAUUGGGAAAAAAUGACAGAAGCGGUGCAGAAUCACAUUGGCUCGCUCAACUGGGGCUACCGAGUAGCUCUUCGGGAGCGGAAGGUCACCUAUGAGAACGCUUAUGGGCAGUUUGUUGGUCCUCACACCAUUAAGGCAAGAAAUAACAAAGGUCAAGAGAAAACUUAUACAGCAGAGAGAUUUCUCAUUGCCACUGGUGAAAGGCCAAGAUAUUUGGGUAUCCCAGGUGACAGAGAAUACUGCAUUAGCAGUGAUGAUCUUUUCUCCUUACCUUACUGCCCUGGUAAGACUCUGGUGAUCGGUGCGUCCUAUGUUGCUUUGGAAUGUGCUGGAUUUCUUGCUGGCAUUGGCUUAGAUGUCACUGUUAUGGUGCGGUCUAUCCUUCUAAGAGGAUUUGACCAGGACAUGGCCAACAAAAUCGGUGAACAUAUGGAAGAGCACGGUGUCAAGUUUAUCAGAAAGUUUGUGCCAAUACAGAUUGAACAGAUUGAAGCUGGAACACCAGGCCGACUCAAGGUGGUGGCAAAGUCCACGGAGAGUGCCGAGACCAUUGAGGGAGAGUAUAACACGGUCUUGCUGGCAAUAGGAAGAGAUGCGUGCACAAGAAAUAUUGGCUUAGAAAAUGUGGGUGUAAAGAUAAAUGAAAAGACUGGAAAAAUACCUGUCACAGAUGAAGAACAGACCAAUGUGCCUUACAUCUAUGCCAUUGGCGACAUCCUGGAAGGGAAGCUGGAGCUCACCCCUGUAGCCAUCCAAGCAGGAAGACUGCUGGCCCAGAGGCUUUAUGCUGGCUCCCCAGUGAAGUGUGACUAUGAAAAUGUUCCAACAACUGUGUUUACUCCAUUGGAAUAUGGUGCUUGUGGUCUUUCUGAAGAGAAAGCAGUAGAGAAAUUUGGGGAAGAAAAUAUUGAGGUUUAUCACAGCUACUUUUGGCCCUUGGAAUGGACGAUUCCAUCAAGAGAUAACAACAAAUGUUAUGCAAAAGUAGUCUGUCAUAUCAAAGACAAUGAGCGUGUUGUGGGCUUCCAUGUACUGGGUCCAAAUGCUGGAGAAGUAACACAGGGCUUUGCAGCUGCUCUCAAAUGUGGGCUGACCAAGGCACAGCUGGACAGCACCAUUGGGAUCCACCCUGUCUGUGCAGAGGUCUUCACAACUCUGUCAGUAACCAAGCGCUCUGGCGGCAACAUCCUGCAGGCGGGCUGCUGAGGUUAAGCCCCGGUGCGGAUGCUGCCAGCUAUACACGCACCACUGCUUUUCUCCCGGAUUCAAGGCGAAGAUCUCAGGAAAAUUCUUGAGCUUCUCUCCCAGGAGUCCUGUACGCACACCCAGGGCCUCCUGGGUUUCCGUCAGGGAUGGAAGUGAUGGGUGGAAGGUGGGCAGCAUUGCACUGGGGUUUCUCAAGACCAGCUGUGCCGGGCGCUCAGCGGGCACCACAGGGUGCGUCUAUGAAGUCACAAGCCUCAAACCCGCGGGUGGGCAGUGAUGGAACCACUGUUGAGCAUCUGGCCUCUCUCCUCUCUGUUUCUUCCUCUUGUCCAUUUCUCUUUCUCAUUUUUUUUUCCUGAGGUGUUAAUGGUCCUAGAUAAGAAAAGGUUAGCAGUUGUCUUUGGUUAGAGCCUGGUUGGCACCCUUGCCCCAUGAAGGAGAGCUUCAGACCCAACUAACCUAUUGAGCUGCCCUGUCCUGUUUACCAGUGUCUCCUGAUAGUCUAUUUCCAAACCAAGCACAUUCGAGGCUGACUCUGAUCCAGGGUUGUCUUCUAGGCUACAUGUGGGUGUGGGUAUGUAUCUUUUAUCUUUGGGCUAAAAACACAAACUGUCCCAGCUUUGUUUUCCAUGUAUGUUAGUACUUCUCCGUCAUUAGUGUUUUUCUAGUCACCCUAUUCUUACAGAACUGAUUAAUAUCCUAAGUUAUUCUUGAACACAGGUGGAUGUGAAGGAUUUUUGUAAACAAAAAAGUGGUUUUGUGGUAAUACAAAGAGAUAGUACAGGGAUUAAAAUGCAUAACCUUGCAUGCAGACAAUCCCAGUUCAAUCCCUGGCACCACAUUUGGUCCCCAAAGCUCUGCCAGGUGUUGCCCCAGAACAAAAC